AUGUCAGACUCGCCACCAUUAGCCACCAUAGAAUUGGGCAGCAUUCCCAGCUCCCGUGCCUAUGCCCCCGAUAUGGAUAGCCUACAGAGUUUAAGGUUCGUCAGAGUGCGUGACCACGAGCUACGGCACAAUCAGAUGUUCCUAAAAUAUCAUUGCUUUUCUCAUGAAGGAGCAGCAGAACUUGAAGUUAAGAAGUUCAUUGUGAAAGAAUUUGAAGAGAUGAGGGAAUUUCUAGCUUCGCUCGACGGCGAAGACAUUCACAUCCUAAAUGCAACCCAUCGUACUGUUUUCUUGCUCUUUGGAAGCGAAUUUCGGGAACUAUGCAAUAGCCUCAACUUCGCGCCAUGGGUACCAAGCCGGCUGGAUUCCAAUGUCCGCAGAGGGUUAGGGCGACGCCUUUACGGCUCAUACUACGACAUUUGGUUCACUGUGCCAUUGAUUAAUGCCAGUGCGAGGAUAGAUGAUAGUCACGCUCUUAGCCAGGAGCUUUUGGCCCUGCCAAUGCACGAAGCUGGAACAACUACCCAUUUUCUUGACGACAUGGGCAUGUUCUACCUCAGUUUUAACACUGAUACAAGACAAACUCGGAUUCUCUAUUCAGACACUACUUCAAACGGCUCAAUAGAGCAAAAGUUGCUUGCGACGUGCGAAAGAGCAGCUGAGCUUGGUGUGCGGGAUGAUCCAUUUACCUUUCUCAUAUGUGCUCUGAGCUCGGUUCUGUACGCACAGAGUUUGUAUGCACAGUUGAUUUCUCAUCCUAUUCCCCAAUUGGAGGACUAUAGCAAUUCCCUCAAGUUUGAGAUACAAGAAAGUGAAGAGAAGAACGUCAAAGAAACAGCGAUUAGAUUGAGGAAAACGUUACCCUAUCUGGAGAAAGUCUUUGAGGCGGUGGAAUGUAUAGGCCAGGUCAUCGAAGAUACGCUGAGUGAACACAAGGAGUGUAGAGAUCUAUUCUCCAUUCCUCCACAACAAUUCCUCCGCGUUGAGAAGAAUUUGCAAACUCUCCGCUCCCAGGCCAUUGCGUUCAAAAGCCACCAAGUUUCCCGCAUCGGGAGAGUAAACGUCAGCUUGUCUACGCUCUCAUCCCUCUUGAGCCUCAGAACAGAUAGUGCUAUCAAAGCCAGCACAGAAGCAAUGACUAGAUUGUCCGAAGCGAAUCGAGAAGACAGCUGCAAGAUGAAUGACAUCGCAAUGGCCACGAAACUCGAUAGCGAGGCAAUGAUCACCAUUGCCAAACUCACCAUGUUCUAUCUCCCAUCAACGUUUGUGGCUACCUUGUUCAGCAUGGGAAUCUUUAACUUUGACUUCGACAACGGGAAGAGUGGACGUCUCUACAUGUCCAGCCAAUGGUGGCUGUAUAUCAUCUUUGCGAUGCCACUCACUUUGGGGACAUUUUACUGGUUUCGUGCAGUGACGAGAUCACACAAGAAAGCAAGCGAGAAAGCUGAACGAGAGGCCAAACAGCCUGAAUAG
Fusarium falciforme is the source of this 1473-nucleotide messenger RNA. RefSeq lists its product as hypothetical. Lineage: Eukaryota; Fungi; Ascomycota; Sordariomycetes; Hypocreales; Nectriaceae. Bases 1 to 1473 code for a protein of 490 amino acids. The transcript has 7 exons. The record is from RefSeq and is a predicted model, not a curated record.